Molecule: messenger RNA, 1182 nt
Organism: Papaver somniferum (opium poppy)
Lineage: Eukaryota; Viridiplantae; Streptophyta; Magnoliopsida; Ranunculales; Papaveraceae
Exons: 1
Coding region: 1-1182 (393 amino acids)
Source: RefSeq, a predicted model, not a curated record
AUGCCUUCUUACUUGGCCAUUUAUCUGAAACUUUCUAUAUGGAACAACCCUUUAGGUUUGUGGAUCCUAAACACCCUAUCCAUGUUUGUUUUACUGCAAGAAUCCCUCUAUGGAUUGAAACAAGCACCAAGGGCAUGGAAUGAAAGGUUCAGCAAAUAUCUUCUAGCUUAUGGUUUCUUGAAUUCAGUUUGUGAUACUUCAAUGUUUAUUUAUCAAAAGGGAGAUGCAAGAAUGACACUGCUGGUCUAUGUGGAUGAUAUUAUUCUAGUAGGCUCUUUAGUUGCUCUUAUGAAUUCAUUCAUUGGUUCUCUCAAAACUGAGUUUUCCAUGAAAGAUUUGGGUCUUUUGGACUAUUUUUUAGGCAUUGAGGUUACAUAUGGUUCUACAUCUAAGAAGUUAUUACUGACACAAAACAAGUAUUCCUUGGAAAUUUUAAAGAAACAUGAUAUGAUGGGUUGUAAACCUUGCAAGACACCAGUUUCUCAAGGCCAAAGAGCUUCAGUGUGUGAUGGAACACUCUUAUCUGAUGUUGCUUCUUAUAGAAGUUUAGUGGGUAGUCUUCAGUACUUGACCCUCACCAGACCAGAUAUCAGUUAUGCAGUUAAUUAUGUGAGUCAAUUUCUGCAUUGUCCAACUGAUGUUCAUCUCCAACUUUCCAUUGAGGUAUAUCAAGGGAUUACUCUUAGUGCUGGCAAUGGUUCUGAGUUACAAGAUUUUAGUGAUAGUGAUUGGGCAGGCUGCCCUGAUACUAGAAAAUCUACUUCAGGCUAUUGUGUUUUUGUUGGUGGUAACCUUGUAUCCUGGUCUUCAAAGAAGCAGCAAACUAUUUCUCGUUCUUCUACAGAAGCAGAAUAUCGUGGCUUAGCUAAUGCUGCUGCAGAAAUUUUAUGGUUGUCAUAUUUGUUUGAAGAAUUGUUAGUUCAUCUCUCCUUUCCUUGCAAGUUAUUCUGUGAUAAUCAAGGUGCUGUCAGUCUCACUGCUAAUCCCACUUUUCAUGCGCGCAACAAACAUAUUGAGGUGGACUAUCAUAUGAUUCGAGAUCUUGUUCGAUUUGGUUUUAUCAGAGUCUCCUACAUUCAUACUUCUCAUCAGGUGGCUGACAUAUUCACUAAGGGACUCUCCAAAUCUCAGUUCAGUCUGCUUAAAUCCAAACUUAUGCCUGUUGUACGUACAUCAGUUUGA